Molecule: messenger RNA, 1643 nt
Organism: Dacryopinax primogenitus
Lineage: Eukaryota; Fungi; Basidiomycota; Dacrymycetes; Dacrymycetales; Dacrymycetaceae
Product: ammonium transporter
Exons: 3
Coding region: 26-1504 (492 amino acids)
Biological process (GO): ammonium transmembrane transport
Cellular component (GO): plasma membrane
Molecular function (GO): ammonium channel activity
Source: RefSeq, a predicted model, not a curated record
CUCCACCCCUCGCUAAACACCAGCCAUGUCAGAUCAACCAGCGUCGGGAUUGCCUGGCCCCAACAUUACUUAUGAUGCCUCUGGCUCCAUCAUUGCUUAUUACAAUGAUGCACCGGUUGUCUACAACCCCGGUGACUUGGCGUGGAUCAUCGCCGCUACCGCCCUUGUGUGGAUCAUGAUUCCCGGUGUUGGCUACUUCUACUCCGGCCUUCUACGGAGAAAGAACGCCCUCUCCAUGAUCUACCUCUCCAUGAUGACGCUCGCGGUUGUUUCUUUCCAAUGGUUCUUCUGGGGCUACUCACUCGCUUUCAGCGAGACAGCCGGUCCAUAUAUCGGUGAUUUGCGCCAUUUCGGUCUGAUGAAGGUACUCGAUCAGCCUUCGGUCGGCUCCAGCAAGAUCCCUGCCAUCCUCUUCUGCGUGUACCAGCUCAUGUUCGCGGCAAUCACUCCCAUCCUCGCCAUUGGUGCUGUAGCAGAGCGCUCUCGCCUUGGCCCGCUGAUCGUCUUCGUCUUCGUAUGGGCUACCAUCGUGUACGACCCCAUUGCUUGCUGGACAUGGAACCCGAACGGAUGGGUAUUCCAGCUCGGUGGCCUCGAUUUCGCUGGAGGCACACCCGUGCAUAUCAGCUCCGGUACGGCUGGUCUCGCUAUUUCCAUCUACCUUGGCAAACGUCGCGGCUACGGCACUGAGCGUCUCGCCUACAAACCCCACAACACUACCUACGUUGUUCUCGGCACAGUAUUUCUCUGGUUCGGCUGGUUCGGCUUCAACGGCGGUUCAGCACUCGCGGCCAACCUGCGCGCCAUCCAGGCUUGCAUCGUCACCAAUCUCGCCGCAUCCGUUGCCGGCCUGACCUGGAUGUGCCUCGACUGGCGCCUUGAGCGCAAGUGGUCCGCCGUCGGCUUCUGCUCCGGUGCUAUCGCCGGUCUCGUUGCCAUCACCCCCGCUUCCGGUUUCGUUGGCUCUCCUGCUGCCGUCCUUUACGGCGUCCUUGCCGGCAUUGGGUGCAAUUUUGCCACCAAGCUCAAGUUCAUCUUCAAGUACGACGAUGCCCUCGAUAUCUACGCUUCCCACGCCAUUGGCGGUGUGAUCGGCAACCUCCUCACUGGCCUGUUUGCCCAGGCCUCAGUAGCCAACUUCGACGGCAUCACCAUCAUCCCUGGAGGCUGGCUCGACCACAACUACCGCCAGCUCGGCAUCCAGCUUGCCGACUCUGUAUCUGGCAUGGCCUACUCCUUUGUGAUGACCACCAUCAUCCUCUGGAUCAUGCACUUCAUUCCCGGGCUCUGCCUGCGUACUACCGAGGAAGCAGAGAUCAUUGGCAUUGAUGAUGCUGAGAUGGGCGAGUUCGCCUACGAUUACGUUGGUGUUGAUGCCGAGCUUGGCUACAAGCCCGAGCCAGCGCUCAGCACAGAAAGCGUUGAUCCGACGCCGUACAUGCCUGCUCCUCUCCCGGACAAUGGCUCUAAUGAGACGACGGAGAAGGCUGUACCUGCUGCAUGAGCGGCUGCGUUGGGCUGCUCUCGUCAUACUUGCAUCUUAUCACAUAUAUAUAAUGGUUCACAUGUACCGAUGAUUCCCCUCUGCUAGGGGAAUUUGACGGUUGUUCGAUUGUCAUAGAGUAGGAAGAAAUGAUAUCUUG